Messenger RNA from Notolabrus celidotus (New Zealand spotty), 5957 nucleotides. RefSeq names its product karyopherin alpha 4 (importin alpha 3) (gene kpna4). Bases 252 to 1814 code for a protein of 520 amino acids. The transcript has 21 exons. Gene Ontology annotation, biological process: cilium assembly; NLS-bearing protein import into nucleus. The record is from RefSeq and is a predicted model, not a curated record. Gene Ontology annotation, molecular function: protein binding; zinc ion binding; nuclear import signal receptor activity. Gene Ontology annotation, cellular component: nucleoplasm; cilium; nucleus. Lineage: Eukaryota; Metazoa; Chordata; Actinopteri; Labriformes; Labridae.
ACUCUGGGUUAGUAAAUAGUUAUAUGGCGCGCCCUGCAGAUUAGAUGUUAACAGUGAAGCCAAUGAGAGUGAAGGGGAUUUCCCCACCCUUCCUCUACGCCAGAGCGAGGCUGUCUCCACCACCGGCAUUCCCAGUAUGCACCGCGGACAGCAGCAGAAAAUAGUCCGUUAACGAAAGGGAACCAGAAGGGGGGAGCUAACAAGCUAAAUCCACGAGUUCAACUGUACUUAACGCAACCAGACCUGCUAACAUGGCUGACAACGAGAAACUGGACAACCAGCGGCUGAAGAAUUUCAAGAAUAAGGGCCGAGAUUUGGAGACUAUGAGAAGACAGAGGACUGAGGUAGUGGUGGAACUCAGAAAGAAUAAAAGAGAUGAGCACCUUCUGAAGAGGAGAAAUGUGCCCCACGAGGACAUUUGCGAGGACUCUGAUGUGGACGGAGAUUUCAGAUCGCAAAACACCUCUCUUGAAGCAAUAGUACAAAAUGCCACCAGUGAUAACCAGGGCGUCCAGCUGAGUGCUGUUCAGGCUGCCAGGAAGCUGUUGUCCAGUGACCGUAACCCUCCCAUAGAUGACCUGAUCAAGUCUGGGAUUCUUCCUAUACUGGUCCUCUGCCUGGAGAGAGAGGACAACCCGUCCCUGCAGUUUGAGGCAGCCUGGGCUCUUACCAACAUCGCGUCCGGUACUUCAGAGCAGACCCAAGCUGUGGUCCAGUCCAAUGCUGUGCCACUGUUCCUCAGGCUGCUCCAGUCUCCUCACCAGAAUGUGUGUGAACAGGCUGUCUGGGCCCUUGGCAACAUCAUCGGUGACGGCCCUCAGUGCAGAGACUACGUGAUCAGCUUGGGCGUGGUCAAGCCCCUGCUCUCCUUCAUUAGUCCCUCCAUCCCCAUCACCUUCCUCCGCAAUGUCACCUGGGUCAUGGUCAACCUGUGUCGCCACAAGGACCCUCCACCACCUAUGGAGACAAUCCAAGAGAUUCUGCCAGCUCUCUGUGUGCUGAUCCACCACACCGAUGUCAGUAUCUUAGUGGACACAGUGUGGGCUCUGUCUUAUCUCACUGACGCUGGGAAUGAGCAGAUCCAGAUGGUCAUCGACUCUGGUAUCGUCCCUCAUCUGGUACCACUGCUCAGUCACCAGGAGGUCAAAGUUCAGACUGCUGCGCUGAGGGCUGUUGGGAACAUUGUGACCGGCACAGACGAACAGACCCAGGUUGUGCUCAACUGUGACGCUCUCAGCCACUUUCCUGCACUCCUCACACACCCGAAGGAGAAAAUCAACAAGGAGGCAGUGUGGUUCCUGUCCAACAUCACAGCAGGCAACCAACAGCAGGUGCAGGCUGUCAUCGAGGCUAAGCUAGUCCCCAUGAUCAUUCACCUGCUUGACAAGGGUGACUUCGGCACUCAGAAGGAAGCAGCCUGGGCCAUCAGCAACCUGACAAUAAGUGGAAGAAAAGAUCAAGUGGCACACUUGAUUGAGAAACAGGUGAUCCCUCCAUUCUGCAACUUGCUGACAGUUAAAGACGCUCAGGUGGUGCAGGUGGUUCUCGAUGGACUCGGCAAUAUCCUCAAGAUGGCAGACGAUGAAGCUGAAACGAUUGCUAACCUUAUUGAGGAAUGUGGAGGUUUGGAAAAGGUGGAGCAACUGCAGAAUCACGAAAAUGAAGAUAUCUACAAAUUGGCAUAUGAAAUCAUUGAUCAGUUCUUCUCAUCUGACGAUAUCGAUGAAGACACCAGCCUGGUCCCAGAGGCCAUCCAGGGCGGGACUUAUGGCUUUAACUCUGCCAACGUGCCAACUGAGGGAUUCCAGUUCUAGACGGCAUCUGGGGUAUUCUGGAGUUUUGUUCACGAUGCAGCACUCUGUUCAACAUAAAAAAAUUAGGAGAGAAAGAGCGAGAGAAAGCGAGAGUGUGAGAAAUUUGAUCCAUUGUGCUUGGCUCGUGGGAUCCAUGGCUGCAUCUUAUCUGAGAGAAAAAUGUGUGGAUUUCAUUUGGCAUUCCAGGGGAAACCAGCCCAAAUGAAGUUUGAGAUGGCGAGUGGGUGCGAGUGAGAAUGAGUGGCUACAUGUUGCAAAAAAGCAAAACAUCUACAUCGAAUGCGUUGAAAGACAUGCCGACAUAACUUCUGCGUUAUUGGAGCUGUCGUCUUUGGAAAACUACUUCAAAUGACAACAAAAAACUCGAUGUCUGCCCGGGGAGAACCAAGGACAUCCAAAAAUACGAAAUCAAGACAUCUUGAAAUAUCACAAUACAACAAAAUGCAGCAAUGAAAUAACUAUUAUUAUGAACUGAGAUGAACCACAAACCAUCACAAUUCUGCGGUCCUCCGACUACAGAGGGCGCCACCCUCAAUGUGCCCCUCCCCCAAUCGGCCACGCUAUCAGACAUGUGUGUGAAUGGACCCAUUGUGUAUGAAUGUCUGGACUCAGUGCUGAGGAGCCAGGUUCAUCUCCUCCAAUGAGACGCCCCGACAGGGCACCAUCCUCUCCCCCUGGCGGGCGGGGCCAGGAGUCCGGCUGCGCGUGUCGCAUAUGUGCGAAAGAAUGGACGGAUGAGUUGAGUGUGCUUGGCUGCGUGCGUGACUGGGAGUAUGCAAGGCUGGGUGAGAACGCAUGCAAGAGACGGGAAAAAAUACAAAUACGACAUCUGAAGAGAAACACAAAUUGAGAAACGCAACACUUUGAGGUUAGCAAAGGUUUCAGGAAAGAAAUUUUGCCUUUGAAAGAGAGGCUGAUCCUCAAAUCCCUGAAAGGAAGAACUUUGGAUAUGAAAAAAAAAAUCAUCGUCAUCACAAAGAUAACUUUUUUUUCUUUUGAAUUAUUGUUAAGUUAGUAUUAAUUGACACUGGACAAUGCUAUGGCAGGUAUGGAGCAGCAGUGCAUUGUAUUAAGAUGCAUUUGGUGGCUUUUGGUCUUUUCUUUUUGCCUCCAGUGUGUUCCUUUUUAUGAUACUUUUUAUUUUCAGCUUUUAGUUCCAUUGCUUCUGUAAAGGUGAUUGACGACGAACGUAUUCUACCCUCACGCCAGAACCCUAACCUACGCUCCGGACAUGGGCUUGAUGCUGUGAAAUAUUGACACCAUCACUAUAAUCAAACAAAUGACCAGCUCCCCCCUUGUGACACUGCAUCAUUUUUCCUUCUAUUUACAGCAAAUCACUGCUUUGCAGUAUUGUUGCCAUAAGGGAGAAGAGAACAAUGGCCAUUUCACGUAGGAUUGUGAAUCAUAACCUUUGCAUGUACUAAACUAUAGCACAGUUAUUUUUUAGGGUAUUUUAGUUUCCUUAGGCUGUUGAUACAGUGUAAUUUUCAUUUUAAGUAAAACUGUGCUUUAAUGUUACAUGUUUCCCUCCCCUUACCCCUCACUAGUGUCCGACUUGCUAAAUAAUCUAUGGUUUUGCACAUGUACUGCAAAGUGAGGCCUGAAGUCUUUCUAAAGGUGUUGGUUGGUUUCAUAGGUUUUGACCAACCAAUGACCUCUACAAUAUGCAUCACUCAACCACAAUCUUUGUUGUCUUUCUAGAGUAAUCCAAUGAUGCUUUUUAGUGAUACUUGAGAAAAUAAUGACUUUAUUUCAGGAGCAGCAGUAACAAAUCUGCUAAUGUAUCUCAGCUAGACUAAGAGGAGACUUAACCUCUCUAUUCUCGAGGUCAGAGGGUGUCCCACAUGUCGGGCUGAAGUUGUCCUAUGUGGGUUCUCCUGAAUAAUAAAUAAACCCGUGAACAAGUUUGCUGUACCUUUAGUACCUUGCAGUCCUUUAGCCCCACACUCCUCUUUCCUCUUAUACCAGCUAGGUGUACAAACUUACCCCUGCUUACCCUUACCCAUUUUUUGUGUUAACUUCAAACACUGUAGUAAAUGAUUACACAUUGUGCUCAUACACCUUCUGUUGAACAUAGGGGUAUUUUUUUUUGCAGCAUUCCUUGUUAGCAAACGUGGUUUCAAAUUUAAAAUUAUGUCAUGGAAGGAAAAAAAAAAGGUGGUUUGCCCAAAAACCUUUUGGGAGAUAGGCUAUACAGGUUAGGUUGUCUUCAAGAAAAUAAAUAGUGAAACCCAAACCGGGAGACUGAGUGUGUGUGUGGUCUGUCGUGAAGAAGUGGUGUGAUUUCUCAUUUUGCGUUGAUAUUCCCCUAUUUUAAAAUAUAUAUAUAAAACGCCUUGUUUUCUCUAACGGUUCAACUGGGAUUCAAAACAAUAUGAAGCCGGGCCUGAUUGGCCACGGCGACCGUUUCUGUGCAUGCGCACUGCUGCAUUAAAAAAAGACGCAUUCAAAGCAGUCUGACACGAGGCUAUCAGAGUUGCUCGAAUAUCUAAAUUCGAGACAAAGUAUCGUAAUGUUAACGCAUGAAACGGGAAAGUUAAGACUCAAUACUUUAAAGUUAGCGUCCCCAUUUUUAAGUCAAAAAAUAUUAUGCCAACUCUAUAGCUUUUCCAACACAUUAACCUACGUCGUAUGUCGAACACGAGCAUUUGAAUGCACCCUCGCUGCUCUCCGUAGUCGACAGAGUUCAGUGAGAGCACUUGAAUGCAGCACUCGAAGGAACAGGAAAUGAAAGCUCUGUUUUGGACAGAAAAGACGGUGAAACACGUAGCUUUCCUCCAUCCUGCACUCCUGCCAGAUCUUCCUCCCCCUGACCUCUCAGCCCUCAGCCCUGAGCCCGGCCUCUAAUCUCCACCAUGGACAACCUAGAGGAGGACCUGACCUGCUCUGUUUGUUACUCUCUGUUCGCUGACCCACGUGUCCUGCCGUGCUCCCACACUUUCUGUAAGAACUGCCUGGAAAACCUGCUCCAGGUUUCCACCAACCACUCCAUCUGGCGUCCGCACCGCCUGCCGCUAAAAUGCCCAAACUGUCGCAGCGUGGUAGAGCUGCCCUUGGCGGGCAUUGAAGCUCUUCCCACCAACGUUUGUCUGCGGGCCAUCAUUGAGAAAUACCAGACAAAUUCUGAACCACGCCCCCUUCUCUGUGAAGAGCACCACAGGCAGCCCCUUAACCUGUACUGCAUCCAGGAUCGGCAGCUGAUCUGCGGGCUGUGUCUAACUGUUGGGGAUCACCAGGGCCAUCCCAUAGACGACCUACAGGCCGCCUUCAUCAGAGAAAAACAGACGCCAUCACUGCUGCUGGCCAGACUCUCCGGGAGAAGAUGGACACAGGUGUCUGAGUUGGGGGAGCAGCUGGAGCAGGAGAAGGCCCGCUGUGAAGGUCUGGUGAGGCAGGACCGACAGGAGGUCAAUCAGUUUUUCCAGACGCUGGAGACGUUGCUUACCCGGAAGAGGCACGCGUACCUGGAGGCUCUGGAUAAAGCUGGAGCAGAGGUGUCGCAAGCUUACGACCCACUCAUAGACAGAGUCAAGGAGCUGCAGGAGGAGCAGUUGGACCUGGUGUCUCUUGGUUCUUCAGUAGAAGAGGAGGACUCGCCGCUAGUCUUCCUAGAGAAGGUGCAUCUCCUCAGAGAGCGGGUGGAGGAGUUCGUUAAAACCCCUUUACCCUCUGUGAUAAACCUCUCUGUUAACCCACGGGCCGCUGAGUUCCUCCAGCAGCACUGGCCUGCUGUGACCAUCGGCGGUCUGGAGGAAGCCCCCAUCCCUAAGCUGUGCUGCUGCGCCCAAUGUGGUGGUGCGGAAACCGACACAGAGUCUGACGGCUGGCUGCAAGAUCUCCAGCCGACUUCUACUGUGGUGCUGCUGGGGCUGCUGCUGCUGCUGGCGGCGCUGUGGGUCAACCCGGUAGGAGGGGCAUCGCUGGGUUUCUCUAUGCUGUCUCGGUUCAGUCAGACGGUGCACGGUUUGAGCAGCGAGCUGAUCACGUGUGUGUGGGACUCAGCAGGGUCAGCGUACACAGCGGUGGAGGCAACCAUAGAAAGAUGGGUGUGUCUGCUCUCCUCUGUGGGAGAGAAGGUGCUUCAAGAGCUGACUGUCUUAUUUAAAACUCUGAAAUCUCAUUAAAACACCAAACUGGAAGCAA